This is a messenger RNA of Penicillium canescens, 1788 nucleotides long. RefSeq names its product glycoside hydrolase family 13 protein. Bases 1 to 1788 code for a protein of 595 amino acids. Gene Ontology annotation, molecular function: alpha-amylase activity. NCBI's taxonomy places the organism in Eukaryota, Fungi, Ascomycota, Eurotiomycetes, Eurotiales, Aspergillaceae. The record is from RefSeq and is a predicted model, not a curated record. The transcript is spliced from 3 exons. Gene Ontology annotation, biological process: oligosaccharide catabolic process.
AUGACAGUCGGAUCCAAGCCCCAGUCAUCCACAGCUAACAGCAGAACCUGGUGGAAAGAAUCCUCUGUCUACCAGAUCUAUCCCGCGUCGUUCAAAGACUCGAAUGGCGAUGGUAUCGGCGAUAUACCGGGGAUCAUUUCCGAACUGGACUACAUCAAAGCCCUGGGUGUAGAUAUAGUCUGGCUCUCACCUAUUCUACAGUCACCCCAGAUAGAUAUGGGAUACGACGUGUCUAAUUAUUAUCAAAUUCAUCCGCCAUAUGGUAAUCUCAAGGACAUGGAUAUGCUUAUCGAGGGUAUUCAUGCCCGAGGGAUGAAGUAUGUCAUGGACCUUGUCGUGAAUCAUACAUCUGAUCAACAUGACUGGUUCAAACAAUCGCGGUCUUCGAAAGAUAGCCAGUUCAGAGAUUGGUAUGUUUGGAAGAAGCCCAAGUAUUCAUCAGACGGCGUACGACAGCCACCGAACAAUUGGGGCUCCUACUUUGGUGGAUCCGCCUGGGAAUAUGACAAGAAAACCGACGAGUAUUAUCUCCAUCUCUUCGCAACCGAACAACCAGACCUUAACUGGGAGCACCCAGAAGUACGCGCUGCCGUACAUCAAAUCAUGCGGUACUGGCUUGACAAGGGUGUCAAUGGGUUCCGUAUGGACGUCAUCAAUUUCAUCAGUAAAGACCAACAAUUCCCCGAUGCACCUGUUGAUCCGAGCAAGACAUAUCCCGAGGGGUCGAAAUAUUACGCUUGCGGGCCAAGACUUCAUGAAUACCUACAAGAUAUUGGGAAAGUAUUGCAGGAGUACGAUGCAUUCUCUGUUGGUGAAAUGCCAUCUGUCUAUGAUCCAGUCGAGAUCUUGAACGCGGUAGGCUUCGAUCGUCAGGAACUAGCCAUGGCAUUCCAAUUCGAGAUCAUGGAUCUUGAUCAUGGCGCAGAGGGCAAAUUUUUUCCUGGCAAUCUCCGUCUCAAAGAUUUGAAGUCGGUCGUCAUGAAGUGGCAGUCAUUUAUGUAUGAAAACAACGGCUGGAACGCGCUAUAUCUUGAGAAUCACGACCAGGGACGCAGCAUAUCUCGAUUUGCAUCGGCGGAGCCAGAAUACCGCGCUCUGUCUGGGAAGAUGCUAGCCACAUUUUUGGGUCUGCAGAGUGGAACGCCAUUCUUGUAUCAAGGUCAAGAACUGGGGCUAGUCAAUAUUCCGGAAACUUGGGGUAUCGAAAAAUUCCGAGAUCUCGAGGCCAUCAACUUUUGGAACGAGUUCGUUCGAGGGAAGCCGGAGCUGCAUGAGCAGACAUUGAAGGAAAUGCGACUUAAAUCGCGAGACAAUGCACGGUUGCCGAUGCAAUGGGGCCCCGGGAGAUUUGCAGGAUUCACCUCUGGGGCUGUUGCCCCCUGGAUUGAUGUGAACAAUGACUACCAGAGUUGGAAUGCGGCUUCCCAGAUUUCUGAUCCAUCUAGCGUUUUCCAAUAUUGGGCAAAGAUCCUCAGUCUGCGGAAAACGUGGGUGGACGUCUUUGUGUAUGGAUCAUUCACCCUUAUUGACGAGAGCCACGAUGAUCUGUUUGUAUAUUCAAGAUGCUUUGACGAGGCUACUGUGGUAGUGAUCACAAACUUCUCCUCAAACGAGGUGACUUGGCUUGUUAAUAGUCAGGUAUCACCGACUCUUGCAAAUGGGACGAUUCUGGUGGGAAAUUAUGAGACACGCAAAUCGAUGGAAAGCACCGGUGGAAAAAUCACAUUGGGCCCAUUCGAGGCUGUCGUGGUACUUGACAAUCGAUCUCAAAGUUGUCUCCGGCCGUGA